AUGAAGAGUUUCAACUUUCUCUUGGCCGCUGGCCUGGCCGCCUCCGUCGAGGCCGCUCGCCUGCCGCUUUGCUCUGCUGUCUGCUUGACAGACGCAAUUGUCGCUACUGGUUGCGAUGCAGUCUCCACCGAUUGCAUCUGCACCUCCGAGGUCUUCAUGACAUCGGUCAAUGAGUGUGUGGAGAAGCGCUGCAUGGAGGACGACAAACUCGUCACCCUCGAGUCUGCUGAACAAUUCUGCUCCACGACAAGCAUGCACAGUCAGUUGAAGAAGCGUGGUGGAUCUUGGUCCAACGUUGAUGCAAAUGGACCCAAGGGCUGGUGGGGAUCUGGAUUUUUCAACUUCAGCAAUUGGUUUGGAGGUCGCUUUGGCCGCCCACGCCGCCCACACUGGGGAUGGAGACGACCUCAACGACCAGCUGCUCCUGCUCCUGGUGCCCCUGCUGCCCCUGCUCCCCAACCCCCUAAGCCAGUCGAGUGGGCUCCCGACUUCCAAGCUGGUACUCAAGAAUGGUGGAAACAACAAGCCGCUCAAUGGUGGGCUGAGAACGGUUAUGACUGGUGGAGAGCCAACGGUUGGCACUUCAGCGGUCCUUCAUGGUACCAGGGAAAGACUCAAGAUUGGUGGGCCAACAACGGUCCUCGCUGGUGGCAAGGACCCUCAUCCCCAGGUGCUGGCAGACCUGGCAACUGGCAAGGUGGCCGCCCAUGGUGGCCUCAAGCCCCCCCAGCAACUCAGCCUGAACCAACCAAGCCAACUGCCACACCAACCACUGUCCCAUCUGACAACCAGGCCUGGGAAGACUGGUCAUCUGCCAACCCUGCAGACCCAACUGUGACGGCCAACCCAACCGAAGACGGAGGAUGGCAAGGCUGGACUCCAGUGGACCCUACCACCACUCCAACCACCACUCCCACCACCACUCACACUCGUCCUACCUGGACCCCAUACACGACAACCAAGCCAGUUCAAACUGUUAUUCCCACUGGCACCGGCUGGUAA
Exophiala bonariae is the source of this 1002-nucleotide messenger RNA. RefSeq lists its product as uncharacterized. The coding region runs from base 1 to 1002 and encodes 333 amino acids. The transcript is spliced from 3 exons. Lineage: Eukaryota; Fungi; Ascomycota; Eurotiomycetes; Chaetothyriales; Herpotrichiellaceae. The record is from RefSeq and is a predicted model, not a curated record.